Messenger RNA from Pseudoliparis swirei, 1794 nucleotides. RefSeq lists its product as uncharacterized. Lineage: Eukaryota; Metazoa; Chordata; Actinopteri; Perciformes; Liparidae. Gene Ontology annotation, biological process: lipid metabolic process. The transcript has 5 exons. Bases 334 to 1419 code for a protein of 361 amino acids. The record is from RefSeq and is a predicted model, not a curated record. Gene Ontology annotation, molecular function: phosphoric diester hydrolase activity.
UUGGACAAUAACCUUAAACUAUCUGAGGUACAUGAACAAUCAACCUUUCAAAUUUACAAACUUAUUUUACUCCUAGCUGGAUUUUUAACUGGGAAAGAAGAGAAACUGGAGCACAGAGUUCAGCUUCACCAUCCAAUAUGCAAGAAGACAUCCUCCUGGACCAUCGCUGCUUCUUCAAGGUCUAACUGAAGCGCACGUUGCUCACUGUAAUCGUGUUUCACACCUUUCUCCUUUUAUUGUUCUUUCUUUCAAAAAGCAACAGAUUGAGGAUCCUGAAUGAUGCGACCGGACAGAGGACGGUAACCUUCUGGUUUCAGAACUGAUCAAUCAAGGAUGGGCGGCAUCAGAGGAGGUCCAGUGAAAAUGCAGAAGAGGUUAAUUGAGCUGUUGCUGCUAGUUGGUAUUAUUGGUUUGAGUCGCGGGGCCAUUCAGAGACCUGACUAUGAUGACACACCCAGCCCGGAGUUCCUCAACCCGUCCUGGAUGGCGAGCCUCCCUGAUGAUCAACCGCUGUCUGAGGUCACGAUGCCGGGGACCCACAACACCAUGGCUCUGUACGGUGGCGUCUUUGCAGAGUGCCAGACCUGGAGCUUAGCCUCCCAGCUCCGAGCCGGCGUCCGCUUCCUGGACGUCCGUGUCCGUUACUUCAAUGGCAACCUCACCAUCCAUCACGGGGUGUCUUAUCAGUGGGCGCACUUCGGCCACGUGCUGGAGGGCGUGGCCGACUUCCUCGUGGAGUAUCCUAGUGAGACGGUGCUGAUGCGCGUGAAGGAGGAGUACAGUGAGACGUAUGACAUCUACGGGGCAGUGGUCGACUACGUCCGUCGCUACGCCGACUGGGACCUUCUGUGGCACAGCCGGCUCGUGCCGACCAUGGGAGAGGCCCGAGGGAAGCUCGUCGUCCUGCAAGACUUUCCUGGGCCAGACUUGGGGAUGCGCUAUGAUUCCUUGGACAUAGCAGAUGACUGGAGAGUACACACACUUCUGCAUGUGAAGGAGAAAUGGCAGAGCGUCUAUCAGCACCUGGUGGCUGCACCUGUGGGCAACCCGGCCCGGAUGUUUCUGACCUUCAGCAGUGGAGCUGGUUUGUUUGCGCAUCCCAGAGCCGUCGCUCAGCGCAUCAACGCACAGCUGCACGACUACGUGGGCAACAAGACGGACCUGAACCAGCGCCUUGGAAUCGUAUGCAUGGACUUCCCGGCUGCUCCCAUGAUUCAAACAAUCAUCGACUUCCAACUGAAAGAGGCAAAAAAGAACAAAAAGGCCUUUCGCUCAGUUUUUGGCAAGACCAGUUUGAAAUAUAUAGUUUCUCAACUGAAAAAGAAGAUGACCAGAUAUUUUAAGUUUAAUGUCCGAGUCAAAGUCAAGCAUGAGGGAAGAAUGGACCUGUCGAUGAGGCAUCAAUAUGGGAUUCAAUAGGUGGAACCACUAUUCUACUGUCAGUGACAUAAUCUCAAUUGUACUUUCUCAUUGUGUCAUUCAACAAAGAUACUGGGAACAAAUAAAUAAUGCAUUCAAAAUAAAUGUGAAAUUAUGUACAAUAAAUAAACUGCAGUAAAAACUGGUAAAGUGCAUUAUAACUGGUAUACAUCACCAGGAAGUUCAUUUGACAACUGAAAAAAAUUAAAUAAGCUAAAUAAAUACCAAUAAUGUUCUUCUCCACUGGAGAAAAAUAACUCCAGUCUGACAGAUGAUCAGCGCCGGGUUGUGUGAAGUCGUGUGCGUCAUUGUCACAUGGCGGCGUGCUGCUGCAGAGGUUGUGUUGACAUCCUGUUCUGGGUUUGUUGGAGUGUC